UCGGGGGAGGGGGUUCUGUGUGGUAGCUAGGAAGUGAAUGCAAGCUAAAGCCACCGAGAACAUUUUCAGACACGUGUAUAUUUAAUACUGUAGAUUUGACACAGUGUUGAGUAUAAAUCCUUAACAUGGGUAGUGAUGAAGAAAAGUAUGACGGUAUGUUGCUUGUUAUGGCACAACAGCAUGAAGGCGGGGUACAAGAGUUGGUGAACACAUUCUUUAGCUUUCUCCGACGAAAAACAGACUUUUUUACGGGUGGUGAACAUGGAGCUCCUGAGAAGCUGGUGAAAGAGGCAUUUGGUCAUCACAGUCAGCUGGCACUCAAGGCCCAGAAAGAGAAACAGUCCAGACAGGAGAAAGAGAAGAAGGAGAAAGCAGAAAGAGCCGCCAUGCUCAAGGCUGAGGAGGACAGAAAGAAGAAGGAUGCUGAGAACGAGCCCAGAAUCAAAGAGCUCACAGAUGAGGAGGCAGAGACACUCCAGACACAGAUAGACCAGGAGAAAGACAAGGAGGAGGAAAAGGAGAAAGUCUCUGAAAGCAGUACUGCAGCUGCAGCUGAUAAAGGGGAGAAAGACAAGGAGGAGGAAAAGGAGAAAGUCUCUGAAAGCAGUACUGCAGCUGCAGCUGAUAAAGGGUCUGAGUCAGAAGGAGAAGAGGAUGAAAAGGAUAAGGACAAGAUGAAGCCUAAUGCUGGAAAUGGAGCAGACCUCUCCAACUACAGGUGGACACAGACACUGUCUGAAGUGGAUCUCAUAGUGCCUUUUGAUGUGAAGUUCCGCCUGAAGGGGAAGGACGUGGUGGUGGAAGUUCAAAGGCGUCAUCUAAAAAUGGGCUUAAAGGGCCACCCACCUGUGAUUGAUGCACAACUUUUUAAUGAGGUGAAGGUAGAGGAAUGCUCCUGGCUCAUUGAUGACGGAAAAAUAGUGACCAUCCACCUGGAGAAGAUAAAUAAAAUGGAGUGGUGGAACAAGUUGGUGACCACCGACCCUGAAAUCAACACCAAGAAAAUCUGCCCAGAAAACUCCAAGCUUUCUGAUCUGGAUGGUGAAACACGGAGCAUGGUGGAAAAGAUGAUGUAUGACCAGAGGCAGAAGUCCAUGGGCCUACCAACCUCUGAGGAGCAGAAGAAGCAGGACAUCCUGAAGAAGUUCAUGGAGCAGCAUCCUGAAAUGGAUUUCUCCAAAGCCAAGUUCAGCUGAGAACCCCUGCAUCCUGCAUUCACAAGCUUCUUAUCCAGAAAGUUCUACAUUUCUGUCCACUGAUCCAUGUGUUACUCCUUUACUGUACAGUGGAAAAAGUCCUCAUCAAAGUCAUGUUGCAUAUUUCACUGUCUUCUGAAUAUUUAAUUGAUAUUUACACUUUUUUAAAUAAAUAGAUUCAACCUCCAUGA
Molecule: messenger RNA, 1387 nt
Organism: Ictalurus punctatus (channel catfish)
Lineage: Eukaryota; Metazoa; Chordata; Actinopteri; Siluriformes; Ictaluridae
Gene: nudc
Product: nudC nuclear distribution protein
Exons: 10
Coding region: 126-1196 (356 amino acids)
Biological process (GO): protein folding
Cellular component (GO): cytoplasm
Source: RefSeq, a predicted model, not a curated record